CUGUCUGCAUAAAUGGAAGCCUCAAAUUUCAAGCUUUGGAAAAAAAUAUUCAAAUAUAGUCUUGCGUUAUUCAAAUGUCGAUUUCAAAAUAAAUAUUUCUUCAUCGGUAUCGAUGCAUCUUCCAUCUCUAGGUACGGCUAAUAUCGUACAAUCGAUAUCAGGAGAUGCAAAUCCUGAAGAGAAGGAAAAACAAGACUUAUUUGGUCCUCGCAGCAGCCACAUCCGUAUCCCUGGCCCGUGUAAAAUGGCAGAUGAAGUGGUCACCCAGCCCGAUGGCCAGCGCCAGUUUAUUUGCGGCGUAAUUGAGGGGUUCUACGGCCGACCGUGGACCACGGAGCAGCGAAAGGACCUGUUUAGGAAGCUCAAGUCGAUGGGUCUUGGCUCCAGUCCGUCCUAUAUGUACGCCCCGAAGGAUGACUACAAGCACCGCGCCUACUGGCGUGAGUUGUACACUGUAGAGGAGGCGGAUCACCUGUCCAGUCUGAUAGCGGCGGCGAAAGAGGCGGGGAUCACCUUUUACUACGCCCUCUCGCCGGGCCUGGACAUGACCUACAGCAGCCCCAAGGAGAUCGCCACGCUGAAGCGCAAGCUUGAUCAGGUUUCGCAGUUCGGCUGCGAGGCCUAUGCCCUCUUGUUCGACGAUAUCGAGUCGGAGCUCUCGAAGGCGGACAAGGAGGUCUUUCAGACGUUCGCCAACGCCCAUGUAUCGGUGACCAAUGAAAUAUACUCGCACCUGGGCAGCCCCAAGUUUCUCUUCUGCCCCACCCAGUACUGUGCCUCUAGAGCUGUUCCCACGGUCCAGGAGUCCGAGUACCUGCACACCCUGGGCUCCAAGCUGAACAACGACAUCGACAUCCUUUGGACGGGUGAUAAGGUCAUUUCGAAGACCAUAACCCUUGAGUCAAUUCAAGAGAUAACCGAGGUGCUGCGCCGUCCACCGUGCAUCUGGGACAAUCUGCACGCCAACGACUACGACCAGAAGCGCGUCUUUCUGGGUCCCUACAGCGGUCGCUCGCCGGAGCUGAUCCCCCACCUGCGGGGCGUGAUGACCAACCCCAACUGUGAGUUUUACGGCAAUUUUGUUGCCAUCCACUCUCUGGCCUUUUGGUCGCGCUGCAGCCUGGAUUCGAAGGUAAACAGCUCACUAAGCGCGGAUAUAAAAUUGGAGACUGAAAACGAGGACGAACUUCCGGCGGAGUUCCUCUCGAAAAACGUAUACCACCCGCGAUUGGCUCUCAAAAAUGCUAUUACGGAGUGGCUGCCGGAAUUCUUUAUGGAGAAGGAAGCAUGGGGGCCAAUCACCAAACCCCAACCGCAAGUGCAAAUGGUCAUGCCCAUCAUUCCCAUAAUACCAUCCAUCAACACCUGCAUGAGUCUCACCACCACCACAACCACGUCGACAAGCUCAAGGACGGUUCCUGAGGUCAAUACCACUCAACUGCAAGCCCUGGCUGAUGUUUGCGUUGUGACGUCGUCCUUGACUCCAAUCUCCAAUCCUGUGAUGAACUCGCUAGUUUCGCCCACCAAAGUGAUAACGAACGACGACAUCAUCAACCCCAUUCCGACCACAGCAGCCAGCAACAUUGAACUGCCCAAGAAAAUACCAAUCUCUGUCGUCCCGGUUCCCAUAAUGGAGGCAAAGGCCGUAGAGGAAUCCGUGGAACUGACUCUGGACAAUGCGACUUUCGAUGAGAAUGAAAUCGAGCCGAAAAGCGAUUCGGUGAAGGAGCGGCUUGAACUGGAUGUGGACGACUUGGAGGAGAAGCAGGAACCUGUGGCCAGUCUUAGUGUAGACGCAAUGCUUGACGACACAAACGCCAGUCUAAGUCCGCUAAGCGGCGGUGCCAAUGAACCCAUGGAGUGCAGCAGCAGCAUCGCCUCACAGGUUUCUCCACGGGAGGACGAGGUAAUAAAACUGGUGGCCGACGAUGUGAUUAUGGAGUCUGUCAACGAUGUGCAUAGUAUGCAUGUGGAGAGUGGGACUUCGUCGCCGAUCUCAAAUACGGAAAUGCGCGAGGAAAACGAAGCUCACUCGGUUGGGACAAUUGAGAAUAAUACGACCGCGGGCGGAUGUGAGCCAAAGAUGACUAUCGAGGAUCUGGGCCUUCUCUGCGAUCUCUUUUACCUGCCUUUCGAGCACGGCAGCCGUGGUCACAAGCUGCUUGUCGAAUUCAACUGGCUGAAGGCCAAUGCAAAUGUGAUACUCCAGGACCGUUCUGCCGGUGGCGGAGGUGAUGCCAUCAAAAGCAUAAAGCCAGAGGUCAGCGAGUGGCUACUACGCUGUGAGCAGUUUGACGAGCUCUGCAGCAGCGUCGUCCAGCUGCUCAUAAAAAUCGCUCAUUGUCAGAACAAGGAGAUCUGCCACGAACUUUACUCGUAUGUGUGGGAUAUCUCCGGAUCCCUGUCUCUGCUCAACUGCUACAUUAAGUGGCUGGCUCUCGGUCAUUUCCCGCAAAACACUUCCUCUUACACGGAAGGCAGCUAUACUUGGUUUAGCAAGGGUUGGAAGGAGGCUUUUAUGUCCGGCGACCAGGAGCCGUGGGUCUUCAGGGGCGGCCUCAUUGCGGACCUACAGCGACUGAUGCCCGUGGACUCGGGCAACGACCUGUUCGUGUACAAGCUUCCGGAGCAGCCCACAGCUAAUUACUAUCUCCUGAGGCCCUACUGCAAUGCAGACGAGCAGAACGUCAAUGAUGUGUGCACCCGAUUGUAUCUGAAGUGGCAGGAAGAGCAAGACGGAGCUGGUCAGAUCGCGUUUCCACUGCCGUCGAAUGUGUUCAACAUUGUGGCGGACGGACUUAUUGGGGCGCAUCUUACACUCAGUCCGGAACUGUGCAUUGUGGCCUACGAUGAGAGCAACAGCAUUAUAGGCUACGCGUGCGCGGUCUUGGACGUCAAUAUAUUCCGACGCAACCUGGAGAUGUGCUGGUUAACAGAGCUGCGUGAGAAGUACCCCAAGGACCUUAGCUUGCAGGAGGCCAGCGAAGAGGUAAGGCGGCUCGUUACACGCUUUGUGGAUCAGUUUCACGGCAGCAGCGGCCACGCGGCUUUAGAGCAAUGUCCCCCGGAAGUAAGCGGCUCCUUUCCCGCCGUGCUAAUAUCCGGUACUCUGCGGGAGGCAGAGGAGAAGGACUCCGGCAUAACCAAGCGUAUGCUUACCGUGCUGCUAGCUGCCCUGCGAGCAAACGGUUGCUUUGGUGCUCACGUGUGUGUGCCCGAGCAGGACGUCGCCCAGGUGAACUUCUAUUCCAGGAUUGGUUUCGUGGAUGUGUAUCGCGAGGAGGCCACCCAUUGCAUUUACCUGGGGCGCCGGUUCUAGCGCUACUACUUCCGGUUGCCAGCUUCACUGCCUCCACUUUUAAUGUUCCUUCUUCUUUGGUAUUCCGGCUAGCGGUGCUAGCCACUCCACUCCGUACUGUCGUACUUGUCCUUUUUGUAUUCUCAUAAGGUAUAAAGUUUGUAUUACUGACCAACCCUUCUAGCAUUUAUCUUAAGCAACGUUUUCUUGUCGUGGAAAACAAUAAAAUACCAGUUUAAUAACUA
This is a messenger RNA of Drosophila ficusphila, 3543 nucleotides long. RefSeq names its product protein O-GlcNAcase (gene Oga). The coding region runs from base 113 to 3319 and encodes 1068 amino acids. The record is from RefSeq and is a predicted model, not a curated record. Gene Ontology annotation, molecular function: beta-N-acetylglucosaminidase activity. The transcript is spliced from 8 exons. NCBI's taxonomy places the organism in Eukaryota, Metazoa, Arthropoda, Insecta, Diptera, Drosophilidae. Gene Ontology annotation, biological process: glycoprotein metabolic process.